Lipotes vexillifer (Yangtze River dolphin) is the source of this 993-nucleotide messenger RNA. It is a transcript of the gene RPF2, whose product is annotated as ribosome production factor 2 homolog. Gene Ontology annotation, cellular component: nucleolus. The coding region runs from base 3 to 767 and encodes 254 amino acids. The record is from RefSeq and is a predicted model, not a curated record. The transcript has 10 exons. Lineage: Eukaryota; Metazoa; Chordata; Mammalia; Artiodactyla; Lipotidae. Gene Ontology annotation, molecular function: rRNA binding. Gene Ontology annotation, biological process: maturation of LSU-rRNA from tricistronic rRNA transcript (SSU-rRNA, 5.8S rRNA, LSU-rRNA); ribosomal large subunit assembly.
GCAUGGACGCUUUGGAUCGAGUUGUAAAGCCCAAAACAAAAAGAGCCAAGAGAUUCCUUGAGAAAAGAGAACCGAAGCUCAGUGAAAAUAUUAAAAAUGCUAUGCUGAUUAAAGGAGGCAAUGCAAGUUCAACAGUGACACAAGUACUUAGAGAUGUGUAUGCAUUGAAGAAACCAUAUGGAGUUCUGUAUAAAAAGAAAAAUAUUACAAGACCAUUUGAGGAUCAGACAUCAUUGGAAUUUUUUUCAAAGAAGUCAGAUUGUUCUUUAUUCAUGUUUGGCUCCCAUAAUAAGAAGCGGCCAAAUAAUCUAGUAAUAGGUCGUAUGUAUGACUACCACGUGCUGGAUAUGAUUGAAGUAGGUAUCGAGAAGUUUGUCUCCCUUAAAGAUAUUAAGAAUAGUAAAUGUCCGGAGGGAACAAAACCCAUGUUAAUAUUCGCAGGUGAUGAUUUUGAUGUAACAGAAGACUACAGAAGGCUAAAAAGCCUUCUUAUUGAUUUCUUCAGAGGCCCCACAGUAUCAAAUGUCCGCCUGGCUGGUUUAGAGUAUGUUCUGCACUUCACUGCACUGAAUGGGAAGAUUUACUUUCGAAGCUAUAAGUUGCUGUUGAAGAAAUCUGGCUGCAGAACACCUCGGAUUGAAUUGGAAGAGAUGGGACCCUCAUUGGAUCUGGUUCUGAGGAGGACACACCUAGCAUCAGAUGACCUUUAUAAGUUAUCUAUGAAAAUGCCCAAAGCCCUCAAGAAAAGAAGUUUUGAUAAGGGUUGAAGUGAGAAAGGAGAGAUUAGAUAAGUUAAGACACAUGACAUUUUAGGGUACUGGGUAGCCAGCCGUAGGUAGCUAAAGGUCACAUGAAGGCCCUGGGUGUUUGCAUACAGAGUAGGAGUAAGCCAAAGCCAAACAGCUUAUUUUGAAAUUUUCUUGAAGACUGGCCCUGUGCCUAGGAAAAUGGGGGAAAGCUUUCUGCUUCCUGCUCCUAGUACUGCAAACUUGU